UGGGAAGAGACGCACGACCAUGAAAAUAUGGCGGAUGUGGUCGAGCCGGAGAAGAAAAGAAGGAGAAUAGAGGAGCUGACUGAGAAAAUGGCAGUAGAUGGCGGGAGCGGGGUCAAGGGAGACUGGGAUGGGCGCUGGAACCAUGUCAAGAAGUUUCUAGAGAGACCUGGACCAUUCACACACCCUGACUUUGAGCCCAGCACAGAAUCACUUCAGUUUUUAUUAGAAACAUGUAAGAUUCUGGUUAUUGGAGCUGGUGGCUUGGGCUGUGAACUCCUCAAAAAUCUGGCUCUGUCUGGUUUUCGUCACAUUCAUGUAGUUGAUAUGGACACCAUUGAUGUCUCCAACCUGAACAGGCAGUUUCUAUUUCGGCCUAAAGAUGUGGGGCGGCCAAAGGCAGACGUGGCAGCAGAAUUUGUCAACUGUCGUAUCCCAGGAUGCAAAGUGGUACCGUAUUUUAAGAAAAUACAAGAUUUUGAUGAAUCAUUUUACCGCCAAUUCCAUAUUAUCGUGUGUGGCCUGGACUCCAUCAUAGCCAGGCGGUGGAUGAACGGCAUGCUGAUGUCCCUGCUGAUUUAUGAAGACGGCGUCCUGGACUCCAGCUCCAUCAUCCCGCUCAUCGACGGGGGGACGGAGGGCUUCAAGGGCAACGCGCGGGUGGUCCUCCCCGGCAUGACUGCCUGCAUCGAGUGCACUCUGGAGCUCUACCCACCCCAGAUUAAUUUCCCGAUGUGUACCAUUGCUUCCAUGCCCCGGCUGCCGGAGCACUGUGUGGAAUAUGUUCGCCUGCUGCAGUGGCCUAAAGAAAAACCCUUCGGAGAUGAGGUUGCGCUGGACGAUGAUGACCCUGAGCACAUCCAGUGGGUGUUCCGGAGGUCCCAGGAGCGAGCGUCCGAGUUCAAAAUCACAGGGGUCACCUACAGACUCACGCAAGGUGUUAUGAAGAGGAUCAUUCCUGCAGUUGCCUCUACAAAUGCAGUCAUUGCAGCGGCAUGUGCAACUGAAGUGUUCAAAAUUGCUUCAAGUGCCUACAUUCCCCUGAAUAACUAUAUGGUGUUCAAUGACGUCGAUGGUCUGUACACCUACACUUUUGAAGCAGAAAGAAAGGAAAACUGUGCCGCCUGCAGCCAGGUACCUCAGAAGCUGCAGUUUUCUCCGUCGGCUAAGCUGCAGGAAGUGCUGGACUACCUGACGGAGAAUGCCUCUCUACAAAUGAAAUCUCCUGCAAUCACAGCAACUCUGGAGGGGAAAAAUAAAACGCUGUAUUUGCAGACUGUAGCAUCUAUCGAAGAAAGAACACGGCCAAAUCUUUGCAAAACACUGAAAGAGCUGGGUCUAGCUGAUGGGCAGGAACUGGCCGUUGCUGAUGUCACCACUCCACAGACUGUCCUCUUCAAACUAAAUUUCACCUGAUGAGCCAACCAGAGUACAACAACCAACUAAUGCUUCAAAUACAUAAAUAAUAGGAAUAUUUCUGUCUGUAAAUUAGCCUUUAAGGUGAAAAUAGCUACUGGGUCAGUAAAACUUGAAGCAAUUUUAACAUGUUUAAAUGCAAUCAUGUAAAUAAUUCAUUUUUUGUGCUCUGAUUUGCCCAGGAUGCAAUUUUAAGUUCAUAUUCCUUUAGGAAUAUUUGACCCUAAUACAAUCCCAUGUACAGUUGGCAAAGAAAAAACUGGGUGAAAUGACUCCUCUAGUUCCUGGUUCGGAUUUCUUUUGCAACUAGACCUAACCUACAUACAGUGAUAUUUAUGUAUAUUUUUGUGCACUGCUGCCACGUAGUAUGUCCAGUUAUGGGAUUUGGCAAAAUAGACGGACAUGUUUCAAAGUAUUUGUCUGUUGAUGUGAACAUCAUUCAUAUUUAUUAUCUGUACUGUUUUUUUCUGUUAAAACACUCAACUCUGUCUUCGCAAAAAUGGAAACCAGUCGAUUAAAUAUUUACUGGAAUAAAUUUUUUUCGUAUACAAUA
Molecule: messenger RNA, 1966 nt
Organism: Conger conger (European conger)
Lineage: Eukaryota; Metazoa; Chordata; Actinopteri; Anguilliformes; Congridae
Gene: uba3
Product: ubiquitin-like modifier activating enzyme 3
Exons: 18
Coding region: 28-1413 (461 amino acids)
Biological process (GO): protein neddylation
Cellular component (GO): cytoplasm; nucleus
Molecular function (GO): NEDD8 activating enzyme activity
Source: RefSeq, a predicted model, not a curated record